Ooceraea biroi (clonal raider ant) is the source of this 2722-nucleotide messenger RNA. Its product is annotated as protein-L-isoaspartate(D-aspartate) O-methyltransferase. Gene Ontology annotation, biological process: protein modification process. Gene Ontology annotation, molecular function: protein-L-isoaspartate (D-aspartate) O-methyltransferase activity. The record is from RefSeq and is a predicted model, not a curated record. Lineage: Eukaryota; Metazoa; Arthropoda; Insecta; Hymenoptera; Formicidae. Gene Ontology annotation, cellular component: cytoplasm.
AAAUACGACGUGCGCGUCGCGUUCGCGCGCAAAGCUCCCGCCAACGCGAGGCCGAAGGUCAUUUCGUGCGCACAAUUGUGCGAAGAUCGCCGAUCUCGCCGUCCACGUCGAUCCCGGUAGGCUUCAGAUCGAGUCGCGACGCUUCGUUCGCGAGACUGCCGGCACUCGAGCCGCGAUAUUCGGCACGCUCUCGAUCACAGAAAAUCCUGAAUCCAAGCCAACUGAAAGAGUGCCGACGGAUAAGUGAACGUCGUUCAAGAUUUUGCGACGCAUUCUGCGAAUUAACUGGCUUGUCGAAGAGCCCGUCGCACAGCUGGAAGGUACGGGGGUCUAAGGAACAGCGGAAAAUCGCCGUGCGGAGUUUCGUCGCGUGCGGCAAGCAUCGGCAAGCGGGUCGCGGAGUGACAACAGAAGCGACAGGUUGCCGGGUGGUCCACCUCUCCCCCUCCCUCUGUUUGUUUUCGCGGGUGAGCCUGUCAGUCAACCACGCAGCGCCUCAAAAUUCGGUCCCGCAUCGUCGGGUGGCUGUGCACGACGCUCGCGAUCCUGUCGCCCGUCGUGCUCGCACACGACAUGGCCCUUUAUGGACGCUUCCACGCCAAGAGUAAUCAGGAGCUCGUGCAGUACCUGAAACGAGCCGCAAUAAUUCGAUCCGAGAGAGUAUUUGAAGCGAUGAACGCCACAGACAGAGCGAAAUAUACUCAACCUGGUUACGCAUACAUAGAUGCUCCGCAAGGGAUCGGCUACGGUGCUACCAUCAGUGCUCCACAUAUGCACGCCUAUGCUUUGGAAUAUCUCGAAGAUAAGCUGCGCAGUGGCGCAAGGGCGUUGGACGUUGGUUCUGGAUCCGGGUACUUGACGGUGUGCAUGGGUAUUAUGACGGGACCAAGUGGGGUGGCCGUUGGGAUCGAACAUAUUCCUGAGCUGAAAGCAAUGGCCGAGAAGAGCAUUCGCGAGGAUCAUCCGGAGCUUUUGCGCGACGGGCGCGUGGUAUUAGUCGUCGGCGAUGGCAGACUGGGGUAUCCCGAGCGUGGACCGUACGACGCUAUUCACGUGGGGGCAGCCUCUAAACAGAUACCGCAAGCGCUGAUCGACCAGCUAGCACCUGGUGGACGUCUAAUAAUACCGGUGGGUCGCGAGAAUUCGGACCAAACCCUGAUGCAAGUGGACAAGAGUCUGGAUGGCAACAUCAAGCAGCGAUCCCUGCUAGGUGUGGUAUUCGUACCGCUGACCGACAAGGACUGGCAGUACCGUCGAUCAUGAGGCACGUGCCUGCUCCAAUAAGUGAGCGCCAUUUUAUCAUUUGUGAUUACGUAUAUUGUUUUGUUAUUUUGACUCGAUUAACUCCGAAAAAGAAUUUCAUGUUGCAUUAGGAUACACAUACGUUAAAUUUUUAUCUCGAGUAAAUAUGCAUAACCGGCAUAUUGUAGAAAUUGAAUUGACUGUUUUAUAUGUGUCUGCAUAUUACACAUUUUUAUUACACGUAUGCGUACACGCAUAUUUAUCGUGCACAGUUCUAUUUAUUGUGGUAAGGAAACGAUUAGAUUGACCCGGGCAAUUUUAUUGUAACGAGUUGCAAUAAGUCAUGAAUCAACAUCGAGAUAAUUAUAUAAGAAUAUUUCAGUAUGCCCGAGAUACAUUAACGUCACUCGAUACGUCAAUCUAAUCGGCUUUGCUACCAUUUUAUUUAACAGGAGAUUUUUUUAUAGAUAUUGACGCAAUUUUUCUUUUGCAGGAGAUUUAACUUUUUAUCUAAUUUUAUAAUGAUGUCGAUUGGUGAUAUUUUCUAGUCUCUAAAUACUAUGGCCCAUAUGGUACAUAUGACCCAUGUUCAGAACGCGUUUACAACGAUAAAAGUGGCUCUAAAAGUGGCGUUAAAAAUUACCUGAAUGAGAAGCCACAUUGAAGGCUUUUUUUUAUUUUUUUUAUUUAGCCUAUCACAGUUUACAUUGUUACAAAUUGUUACAGAUUACGUUGCGACUUAUUGGGAUAUAUAAUAAAAUGAAGUUAAUUCUACUUGUUAUUUUUACUUUUACUAGUACACCUUUUGUCGUUAUAAGCGUGUUCUGAAUAUAGAUACCUGUGGGUAUGUCUAUCAGGUGUAUAUAUAUAUAGAGAAGGAGAGGACAAAAGAGAAAUAUAAACUCAUGGCUAUGAUAUUUAAAAUAUAAUGUUAGUGACAAAUCUGUUGAUUGUAGUUGUUUAGAUGAAAUUUCUAUUUCCAUGAGUACAAACAAAAGAUGAGAUAUAUCACAUAUAUUCUGACAUACGUAAUAUAUGUAUAUUUGCGUACAUCCAACAUAUGUAAUAUAAAUUAUUUGAUAUAACUUACUUUAUUUAUCUGUCUCGCAAUAGUCUCGCGUUAGGUUUCCGCACUAGUUUGUUUCAUAGAUUAAACGGGAGAGAAAAUUGCGUAAUCAGGUAUCUUUAUUAACAAUGUACGUAAAAUCAUCUACACUGUUUUGUAAGACGAAUCUCUCCCUAUUUUACAAUAUUACAUCUAAUACUUUUAUCUCCAGAGAUCUACGUUUUCAAAUUGCUAUAUUUAAAAAUAAAUAUAUAUAUGUAUAAUUUGUGUAGAAUAUCUAGAGAGAGAGAAUUGUGUCAACACAAAUACUUUAUAUGUACACAUACACAUAUGUUACAUACAAACAAUGUAGCUAGAUAUAUAUCUUACGUUGGAUCACAAAUAUUAAAAAUUAUAUGAAUCGUUGAGAAUAAA